Molecule: messenger RNA, 768 nt
Organism: Centruroides sculpturatus (bark scorpion)
Lineage: Eukaryota; Metazoa; Arthropoda; Arachnida; Scorpiones; Buthidae
Product: cytochrome c oxidase assembly protein COX19-like
Exons: 4
Coding region: 90-356 (88 amino acids)
Biological process (GO): mitochondrial respiratory chain complex IV assembly
Cellular component (GO): mitochondrial intermembrane space
Source: RefSeq, a predicted model, not a curated record
GUACACGUGUUUUGAUUAGUUUAGGUUUUGAAAAUUGUUUUUUCUCCUCUCAUUAUCUACUUAAAACAAGAAAUUUAAAUACGUUCAUCAUGUCUUAUAUGAGUGGUUUCGGUCAGAAGACAUUUAAGCCUGUUCCUCCAGAAAAAGGAAGUUUUCCAUUAGAUCAUGAAGGAGAAUGUAAGAAACCGAUGCUCGAAUAUCUGUUGUGUUUGCACCAGAAUGACGGUGACAAUUCAAUGUGUCGUUUAAUAGCUAAGGAAUAUCUUCAAUGUAGAAUGGACAAGGAUCUAAUGAAAAAAGAAGAAUGGUCUAAAUUAGGAUUUAGUGAUAAAAAUGUUACCAGUGACAAGAAGUAACAGCUUUUAAAUACCCCCAAAUUUCCGACUGUCAAGCAUCAGAGGAACUGUGUAUAUAAAACAAAUAUAUUUUGUAAAUGUUUUAAUAUAUAUAUAUUAAAUCUCUUUAUUCCUAGAUAUUCAAUCUUGAGAACUACUUUUUCAGCAUCUGCAUCUUACAUUAAAUUUUUGUGAAACCAUCAAACAUUCUAAGUUAACAGGUAAUGUUUGAAACUGUAAAGAUCUCUUUUGGUAGUAAAGAAUUAAAUUUUUACAAUUUCAAACCAUAUGUACAUAAAUAAUUUUAUAACAACUAUUUAUACAGUAUUUACAUUUGGCAUAAAUAUACAUUAUAAUAUAUUAUUUUCUGCUUUAAAAACAAUAUGUUCGUAAAAUGCCAAACAUAAUAAAAGACUAUUGCACAUGAAUUCUC